This is a messenger RNA of Hyalella azteca, 764 nucleotides long. RefSeq lists its product as uncharacterized. Lineage: Eukaryota; Metazoa; Arthropoda; Malacostraca; Amphipoda; Hyalellidae. The record is from RefSeq and is a predicted model, not a curated record.
CUCUGCCAUUCCAAAUGAACGCCCCGCACUCAAGCGACGCUGUCAACGGAGUCACGUUAGACCACGACAUCAGCCAGAGCUGCUCACCUCAGCACCUUAGACGUAGCUCUUCAUACGGGUUGGACAGCGGCCUUCCCAAAUGGAACGCCUUGGAGAUGCACCGUAUUGAGCCUUGCUACAGGAGUAAGCGGAUACAAGCCAGCCUUAUGCGAAUCAAGCGUUCGUUUCGUGAUGGUAUUUCCAGGGCGCUGGGUUGGCUUCAUGAACAUAUGUGUUAGCUUCAAGAAAGCGUCAACGUCAGAUUAUGAUAACCAAGUAAUAGGAAAGACAAUAGAUGGACAACAUGAGAGUGUUGAAGUUUCUCCUAUGGUAAUAAUAGGGUAAUAUUAUUAUGAAUUGAAGGUAAUAUUAAUUGGUAAUAUGAAUUCAUAUUACCAAUAAGGUAAUAUGAAUUGAAAUGAGAACUUAAAGUAGCGAUAUAAUAUGUCAUAUUUCACUGAAUUUGUUACAGAGUCGUCACAAGAUUAAGAAAUAAUGGUUAAUGAAAGAUAAAAGACUUAGAAAGGAACGCAUUCUACGUCAAUCAUCCGCACUAAAAUCUUUACACUCGUAUCACUACAUUCCAUUCGUUUCUAUACGAUUAUACGGAAUAGAGCGCAAAAUGUAGCCAAACUUUUGAAUUACCAUACUUGUGGUGAAAUUAAUAUACGGAAUCGUCGAAUCGAUUACAUUCUUACAAAACUGAGAUCACGAAGUUAUUUUUA